CACACACACACGCACCCCACACAGGAUAGUCAUUUAAUUUCUUGUUCAGUAAAACUGGUUAAACCAGAUGGACAGGUUAAACCAUAUUGGACUUUUUCUGAACUACCAAAAAUGCAAUUUCAGAUGCUUCAACCAAAUACACCUGAGUGAUUACAAAGAUGUAAGCAAAUAACUGUAACCUAUGUGGAAGUGUAUAAACAGCAGUGGCACACUUAAAAUAAGGGACGCCUCCACACAGGAUAAGAGUCUUAACAGAGUCCUGAAAGUCAAGCAGAAAAAAAGAAACCUAUCGUCCAGAAAUUCACUGUACUCAGCAGCAUCUGGUCUACAUGAAGAUCACCCAAUGCACUAGUAAUCCGAUGUCUACUGUCAGACUUUAGACCCUAUGCCAUGAACCAUUAAUUAUUUGUGAAAAGUGUAGCCCAUGCCAGCACUGUGCUCUUCCUUUCCUUAGCUUGAAGCUUCAAAAGUGGGAAUGCAGCCUGUUUCAGAGGUCACAGUUUGAGUCUUCGUGGCCAGCAGGAGAUAGCCCACAGGUUGAGAUAUGGGCUCUUGGGUACCAAUGGACUCAGACACCAAGCUCUUCCUAUAGUCCACUUGGGACACUAAUGACUGUAAGGCUCUGAAAUCUAAUAUGUCCAAGGCAAUGCUUUUAAAAUUUCACGUGAACAAAUCUUCUCACCUGGCUUUCCCAACCAGUAAGCGGCAUCAGCCUCCAUUCACUAGAUUAGGGGAAAUGGUCCAAGCUACCCUGAGAGGAGAGCUUCCUUGUGAAAGCAGCCUCUGAACUUUCGUCUACUUUUGUCUUGUCACAAGAAGGUACACUCUCCUCCCAGCAGCAAGAGACAUAUUUCACCAAUGUAAACCAAGUAAGCUAUCAGCCACAUAUAGAAUAAAAUCCACAUAUUUUAUCUUGGCCAACAAGAUCCUACAUGUUCAGGCUUAUGUAUAGCUCUCUGACUAAAAUUUAUAACACCCUCAUGUUUGAUAGGCUCUUGACAUAUUUUUAGAAAAACCUUCAGUGAUAUCAAGAUUUUCCCUGCCUUUCAGCCUUUGCACCAGGUAUUUUUUUCUGUUUAGAGGAAAACUUUUAAACCAUAGGAAUUCACUAAUUCUUAUAAUUCGGGUCUCACUUCAAAUGUCACCUCAGACAGGAUCCCUCCUGUCCCCUCAGUUACUCCCACUCGUGUAUAUUUAAAUAUCGUUGCAGUUUUCAGAAUGAGUUAAAUCCAAUUUAGGUUGACAUUAAUCUUCGUCAUAUAAAUACAAGCAUUUUUAAUUAAAUGUCACCUUUGCUUUUAGCAGUUCUGCUUCCCUAUGUGACAGGCUUUUAGGAAACAAACAGCUGUGAAGCUCUGCAUUGUGCUCAUGGCAGCUUUCACACCCUCUCUGCUGUGUUGUUUACUUAACGUUCUGGUGUGUCCACUAGAGCUGUGAUGUCCACUAGCCAGAUGUUGCUGUUUCAAUUAAAGUUAACUAAAACUAAAAGAAAAAGUACAGUUUCUUUGUUCUGUGGUAAAUAGGCACAUGGGGCUAGAGACUACCAUAUUGGACUGUGCAGAAAGAGAACAUGUCUAUCUUCACAGAAAGUUCUCUUGGAUAGUGCUGCUCAAGAGUAUAUACAACAAGUGAUAAUCUGUGUGUGUCCUUGAUGAUCAGUGCCACUGGCCAGAAGGAGCAAGAAAAGGAAAUACAGUGUCUGCUCAUAGAUUUAUAGUCUAGCAUGGGAGACAGUUUUCAAUAAAUAAUGAAAAACUAAAGACACAUGAUACUUGUAUUAAAAAGAUCUAACCCGAGAAUGAGGUUAGACUGCUUGAAAAGGAAAAUUAUUUGAGUGAAGAUUCAGAAAAUUGGUCAUUUCUUUAGCAUGGUUGUGUAGGGCUGGUACCGUGUUGUAUGGGUGGGGGUGGAAAGAGUAUUACCGUUGGGAAAAAUAAAUGUGUAAAUCCCUGAGACAGCAGAGAACCUGGUAUUAUCCAUUCAUUGAUGGAAGUCAGAGAUGAUUAAAGCAGAGAAAACAACGUGUGGGUGGUGGGGUUUGUGUGAGUUGGAUUGGAGCAGGUCACUUAGAACCAGGCUGACUUCUGUGGGUUUUUGGAAGGCCACUGGACAGCCAUAGACGAGCAUUAAGCAUUUCCUGUGCUGCAAAUAGAUUUUGGAAGUGACAACCAUGUUUGAAUGACAUCAGGCAGGAGCUUGUUAUGAACAAGUUAGGGAAGACUGAGGUGGCCUAGACAUGGACGCUGAUUGUGGAUUAGGAAGAUAGCGUAGUGAUAUAAUGUAGAUGUGGAUGUACGAAAGGGCAUCCCUUGAUAGAAUGCUCAUUCCUUAGGUUACAGGCUAUAGACCAGUAGAUACUUCUUACAGUUGAAUGUCAAUGUUGAUAACCCCAGGAUCAUGUUGAAGUGUGGAUUUUCUUUCAACAAUUCUGGGGUGAGACUUAAGAUUCUGCAUACUGAACAAGCUCCAAGUUUAUGCUGGAAAUAAUAGUGUAGAAAUGAUGAUAUGAGUUACAAUUAGAGAGUGCCAUUAGAGAAAAUUAUAAAAAGAAGGAUAAUGCUUAGAAGGGAAACACUGGUGUAAACUUCAUGCAAGAGAGAGAACAUUGACGCUGAGACCAAGAAAUGAAAGAGUAGGAGUCAACAUGGAGGGGGAGCAGGGUGAAAAGAAAUAGGAAGAGAGGCAGGAGAUGGUUCCUUAGCGAUAACAUAAAGAUUUUCUGAUUUAUGGAUCAAUUUAAUAUAAGGUUGAAAGACAAAGUGUUCAGGAAUCCUCCCAGAUUUCUCAAAAGCUUAGUGAGUGGUGUUCUCAUGGUUUGAAAAUGAAAGGGGAAAAAAAACCCAGAAAACUCAAGAGGCAGAAAGAAAUGUUAAUUUAUUGCAAAAGGAACAGAAAAAAUAUCGAUCAAAUAUCACAAUGAUAUAAAUAAAAUGAAAACGUUUUAAAAAGCACAAUAGAAGGUUUUUUACAGCACAUAAUUAAAAAAUAAAUCAAUCCUGAUGAGUUCAUUGUUAAUACUUGAAAAAUGUGUUCUUCCUUAAAAAUUCAUCCAUGUUAAUGUCAGAUAACAGGGAUAUUUGAUAUCAAGGACAAAGUUACAUCGAUGAACCCAGAACUUCAAUAUUGGACCCCUGACUUCCUGGAGAAAGUCAGGUUAAAGUUUGCUGCCUGGCCAGGCCUGAUUGCUUCAAUGCUCUGGAAUAAGUAAAUUCCUCCGUGCUCUUGUUGGCAGAACGAAGAGACCCAUGAAGCUGCAUGAAGAAUGCAGGUCUGUGCUCUGGAUGGUGGAACCUGUUCUGCCUUCAGUGCAAAUGCCCUCAGGGUGGACCAUGGCCCUGAGCCUGAAAGCCAGAAAGUUGUGACUCCCUGCUUCUUCUACACUGUUUGCUCCCCAUCCUUCUUCCAUUUCAGAUCUCGAGUGUGGCGCAGAAAGAACUAGGCCAGUCCAGGCAGCUGGGGGCCUAGAACGACCAUCUUGCACCUCCAUCUAUCAUAAGGAAGGAUUUCAGCUGCUCAGACUGGUGUGUGGACCAGACAUUAUUCAUCUGCUUCCAAACUUCCCAGUGCUCUGAUUCCACUCCUGUCCCUCUUCCUGAAGUGGCUUCUUGGGCCUAGAGAGGACAUUCCCUUAGACUUGUAGAAGCUGGAGAAGGAAAUGGAGUCAGUAGUCAUUGAGGAUGUGGCUGUGGUCUUUAGCCAGGAAGAGUGGGCUUUGCUGGAUCUUGCUCAACAGAAACUCUACAAAGAUGUGAUGAUAGAAAACUUCAGAAACCUGGCCUCAGUAGUUUCUCGAAACCUUAAGGAUGGAGAAAAGUUAUCCAGUGACAAUAUAAUGGUGAGAUACAUGAACAGUAACACCUGGUUCUCCAUGUUAGGAGAAAUCUCUGAGUCGCAUGGCAAUAAAGAUCAUCAUAAAAACCCAGAGAGAUGUUUGAGAAAUCAUACAGUAGAAAAGCUCUGUGGAAAUAAUGAAGGCAAUCAGUGUGGGAAAACCUUCAGCCAGAUUCUAAAUCUUACUGUGCUGAAAAAAAACCCUACAGAAGUGAAUCCUUUUGAAUGCUCUGAGUGUGAGAAAGCCUUCACGGAUCCCUCAUCACAUAACCAUCAUACCAGAUGUAACACUGGAUGCGUUACCUGUCAGAUUAUUGCAUGUGAAGAAACCUGCAGUGGUACCACUCCUGUGAGAACUCUUAAUGGAAAGAAACCCCAUAAAUGUGAGGUAUGUGGGAAGGACUUCAUUUGUUUCUCAACCCUUAAGAAUUCCGUGACAACACUCACUAGUGAGAAACAGUAUAAUUGUAAUGAUUGUGGGAAAGAUUUCUGUAUUUUCUCAUCGUUUUGGACACGUGUUAGAGGUCAUAAGGGUGAACGUAAAGAAUGUUGUAAAACCUGUAGUCGUCCUUUAUCCCUCAUUUUACGUAACAGAGAUAAGCCUUAUGAAUGUAAGGACUGUGGGAAAGCCUUUAAUUGGCCCUCACGCCUCACUACACAUAUGCGAACACACAGUGGAGAGAAGCGUUACGAAUGUAAGGAAUGUGGAAAAACCUUUAGUUGGCCCUCAGCCCUCACUGCACAUUUAAGAACCCACAGUGGAGAGAGGCCUUAUGAAUGUAUGGAAUGUGGGAAAGCCUUUAGUUGUACCUCAGCCCUCACUGCACAUGUAAGAACUCACAGUGGAGAGAGGCCUUACAAAUGUAAGGAAUGUGGGAAAGCCUUUAGUCAGUCAUCACACCGCACUGAACAUAUGCGAACUCACAGUGGAGAGAGGCCUUAUGAGUGUAAGGAAUGUGGGAAAGCCUUUAGUCAAUCAGCACACCUCACUAACCAUAUAAGAACUCACAAUGGGCAGAGGCCUUAUGAAUGUAAGGAAUGUGGGAAAGCCUUUAGUCAGGCUUCAACCCUCACUACACAUAUAACAACUCACAGUGGAGAGAGACCUUAUCAGUGUAAGGAAUGUGGAAAAGCCUUCAGAUGUUACUCAUACCUCACUUCUCAUAUAAGAAUUCAUAGUGGAGCAAGACCUUAUGAAUGUAAGGAAUGUGGGAAAGCUUUCAGUUGUUGCUCAGUAUUAACUAAUCAUAGGAGAACUCACAGUGGAGAGAGGCCUUAUGAAUGUAAGCAAUGUGGGAAAGCCUUUAGGCAGGCCUCAGGCCUCAUGAUACAUAGACGAAUUCAUAGUGGAGAGAGGCCAUAUCAAUGUAAGGAAUGUGGGAAAGCGUUUCGUGAUUCCUCAGCCCUCAGAAGACAUACGAAAACUCACAAUGGAGGCUUUAUGAAUGUAAGGAACGUGAGAAAGCCUUUUGUCAUUCAUCACACCUCACUUCACACAUAAGAUCUCACAGUGAAGAGUCUACUGUGUCAAAAGUGGAAUGUUUUAUCCUUAAUUGUAUAAUUUCAAACAGCAAAUUUCUGAAAGUGCAAUUAAUGAACAGAAUUUCUCAGUGACUAACAAAGCAAUAUUACCUCAUAGAAGGGGUAUUAGCUCCUUUGUGCCUUUCACAGAAAUAAGUUUCAUUUUCAGUAUGAGGUUGUCCUCAUCAGUGUUUGCUCCUUUCUCAGUCCAAGCUAAAUUUUACCUUUUUGAAAGUCCUUCACUAUAACAAAUAAAGCUGCAAGGAAUAGCCACGAGCAAAUAUGGUUUUAUAUUUGUUAAUGUUUUAUUGAUAUUAUUUUGCAUGCAAUUAAAUGUACUCUUCUUGUAUUUGGCUUAAGGAUUUUUUUUCUUGUUUUCAUAUUUAACGUGUUUCAUUCCAUUCUUCUAUUGUAAAGCUAACUAUUUUACCCUUUAUAAUUAGUAAGUUUCUCAUGGGGCCAUACUUUGAGACAGUACAAAUAUUCUGUUUUUCAUUGUACUUUAACCUAGUGAUUUACUAUGCAUUGACAAUUAUUACCUAUAAUUUUUAUCACCGUGGUGUUUACUAAAAGUACUCUCUCCUAA
Molecule: messenger RNA, 5938 nt
Organism: Trichechus manatus latirostris (Florida manatee)
Lineage: Eukaryota; Metazoa; Chordata; Mammalia; Sirenia; Trichechidae
Product: zinc finger protein 791-like
Exons: 5
Coding region: 3656-5332 (558 amino acids)
Biological process (GO): regulation of transcription by RNA polymerase II
Molecular function (GO): RNA polymerase II cis-regulatory region sequence-specific DNA binding; DNA-binding transcription factor activity
Source: RefSeq, a predicted model, not a curated record